Molecule: messenger RNA, 5997 nt
Organism: Rhincodon typus (whale shark)
Lineage: Eukaryota; Metazoa; Chordata; Chondrichthyes; Orectolobiformes; Rhincodontidae
Gene: enpp4
Product: ectonucleotide pyrophosphatase/phosphodiesterase 4
Exons: 4
Coding region: 291-1655 (454 amino acids)
Source: RefSeq, a predicted model, not a curated record
GGUAAUAGAACCAGCCAGCUGCUGUUUCCGUGCACAGUGAAAGCCCAGCCCUUUUGAGUGUCAAUCAAAUGUUCCCGACGUUCAGGACGCGGAAGUCAAGAGGAGAUUGGGUUACCUCGUCUCAGUUUUGCUUUAAUGUUUGCUGUUUGCUCCUGUGUUAGAAGCGUGCUUUUUGUUCUGAGUAUAUUCGUGUAAAGGUUCUUGGUCUGGUGCAAUAACACGAGAGUACACCAAGUAGGCUUUCCUGAAGAUUUAGAAGAUUGUGGCAGCUUGCAGAAAACUAUCCCAGAAUGCGUAGCUUCUGGUACAUCUUGAUGUUUGUAUCAGGAUUCCUUGAGUGCCAUUGCAAUAAUACAACAAGCAGCUCUGAGGUUAGAUUGCUUCUUGUGUCCUUUGAUGGAUUCAGGGCUGACUAUCUUGAGCGAUACAGCUUUCCAAAUCUGAAGAAAAUGAUUGAUGAUGGAGCGCAUGUGAAGCAUGUAACAAAUGUGUUUGUUACUAAAACGUUCCCUAAUCACUAUUCCAUCGUCACAGGCCGCUAUGCAGAAAGCCACGGUAUUGUGGCCAAUUUAAUGUAUGAUGCAGCCACCAAAAAGAAUUUUUCGGUCUUCGCAGAUAAAGAUCCAUUUUGGUGGAAUGAGGCUACACCGAUUUGGGUAACUAAUCAGCAACAAGGGCACAAGAGUGGUGGAGUGAUGUGGCCUGGUACUGAUGUGUCCAUACAAAAUACAACUCCUUCCUACUACUUGAAAUAUGACCGCAAUGUCACAUUCAAUAAGAGAGUUGACCACAUUAUAAAAUGGUUUUCCAACUCAACAGAACCCAUUAAUUUUGGUGCAUUGUACUGGGAGGAGCCUGAUUCCACUGGACACCGUUAUGGACCCGAAAGUCAAGAGAUAAUCAAAAUGUUGAAGGAAGUGGAUGAUCACAUUGGCUAUUUAAUUGAUCAACUUCAAAAGACUGGACUCUGGAACACAAUUAAUGUGAUUCUCACCAGCGAUCAUGGGAUGGCUCAAUGUUCUAAAGACAGAGUUAUAGAACUCGAUAAAUGUAUUGGACGUGGUAACUACACAGAGGUGACUCAUUCUCCAGUAACAGCUAUAUUGCCCCUUAAAAACACAAGUUACGUGUACAAGUUGUUAUUGAACUGUGACAGUCACAUGAAGGUAUAUUUAAAAGAAGAUAUUCCAGACCGUUUUCACUACAAACACAAUGAAAGAAUUCAACCAAUUCUUCUUGUUGCUGAUGAAGGGUGGACAAUUGUUCAGAAUGGAUCAAUCAUCCAGUUGGGUGACCAUGGUUAUGAUAAUGCUUUACCCAGCAUGCAUCCUCUUAUGGUAGCUCAUGGACCAGCAUUUCGAAAGGCUUACAAAACCAACACCAUUAACAGUGUUGAUAUCUACCCAUUAAUGUGCCGCAUCCUGAGAUUGAAGGAGGAGUCUAACAAUGGAACCUUUGCAAAUGUGAGAUGUUUGUUGGCUAAUGAGAUAUGUGUGAGCCUACCAGAUGUAAUUGGAAUUGUGAUUGGCUCCUUAAUGGUAUUGGUAACAUUGUCCUGCCUUAUAAUUCUAAUGAAAAAGCGAAUUUCACCGCAGCAUGAAUUUGCUCGUCUCCAGUUGCAAGAUGACGAUGAUGAUGAUCCUUUAAUAGGGUAGUUUUAAGCCUACCAGUGUGAAAAGCUGGUACUAAAAUGUAAAUAAAAACCGAAAGAACUGCAGAUGCUGUAAAUCAGGAACAAAAACAAAGUUGCUGGAAAAACUCAGCAGGUCUGGCAGCAUCUGAGAAGGAGAAAGCAGAAUUAAUGUUUUGGAUCCGGUGUCCCUUCCUUAGGAGGAAGUGUCACCGGACCCGAAACGUUAACUCUGUUUUCUCCUUCACAGAUGCUGCCAGACCUGCUGAGCUUUUCCAGCAACUUUGUUUUUGGUACAAAAAUGUAUUUAUUUUAGUGUGGCAGCAGGGAAAGUGCUUUAUUUUUAGAGAUAUUCGCAAUAGAAUUAUUUUGUCUUUCCAUUAUCCAAGUACCUCUGAACUGCAGGCCCCGUUAACUUGCAUGCUGUACUAGUGAAAUCUCUCAAGUAACAACGAUUAAACUGCUCCUAACAAUGGUUGUUAUCAGAAGUUAGUCUGAAAUAAUGAGAUUCAUAAAUCUGUUCUUGUCCAUACUAAUAUCUACCACAUUUAAAGAGAUUACAUUUAGUUAUACCCCAUUUGUACUGAUUUUUUUUUCCUGAAGUGAACUCUGUAAAGUUCCCAUGCAUUUGGGUUUGCAAGUGACUGUACGCAGAUCAAACCCACAAGGCAGUUUAUAGUAGGUUAGAAGUGAUAUGUUGGAAAGCCGUUCAAAUGAAGCAAAAAUAAAAUGAGAAAUCUCGUGGAUUAUCUACACCUGCAGUCAAUACAAAAAUAAUUCUCAUGAACUGAGAUGGAGUUGAUUAUAGCAGAUCUGUUAGGAAUGUUUGGAAAUUUAUUUCUCACAAUUAAAAGUUGGGGUAACAUGCGAUUGUGUGUUUGAGUUCUAUAAUUCAGAAUACUAAUAAAUUUGAGAAACUGUAGACGGUGCAAUCCUAAAAAGCCAAAAACUGAGAGUGCAUUGAAAAUGCAAAUGUGUGUAUAUUUAGAUGAGAUUAUUUGUCAGUGCAUUAACCCUAUUAUAGCAAUAAGGUUUCAUGACACACUUGGUUUAGUUAGUACUUAAAUGUUAAUGAAAAAAAAAUGUAGAUUGGAUUUAAUCAUACUUUUAGGUUUUGCAGUGACAUUUAUCAAAAUUCCAGAUGCCACUGAUUUAGAAAGAAAUGAUGGAGCCUGAUGACCACAAAAUGCAAUGUCUUUAACAGUUUUAUUAAAAGAAAUGAAGUACAGGAUCAAUAUAAACAAAGGAAAAGUGAAUAUAAAUAGAUUAGUUAGAAAGUGCAGAAAGGAGGACAAGCCUUUAAAUAUUUUGGAGAAUAAUGCUGUAAAAUAACGUCAGCAUUUGAGGUACUUGCAUACUCUAACGCUAUGGUUUGCUUCAGUGUGACAGUGCAUUCAGUCGUUUGUUUUGAGGUUGGUUCUGGAUCUGCUGGCAGUCAAGGAGCCAAAGGACUGAAUUUUGAAAACAUUAUCUGCGUAUUUACAAAAUUAUUGAAGUAGUUUGUUGGGAAAUAGGCAUGUAAAUGUUAGGACUAAACUAUGAUUUAAACAGGUUAUAUUUUGGAGGUGAAGCUUUAUAGAAUUUAUAAGGGGGGAUGGGGUGAAAUGGACUAGCAUUUUAGGACUUAGUAAAAACUUUAACUGAAAAAGCGGUAAAUAUUUAUUUUGGCGAUUUUAAUUUAAAGAUUUUAUUCAUGUUAACUGUUCUGAAGAUAGCUUAUUUUGAAAAGAGCAUUGUGAACACUUACCACUAAUUUAUCACUUUUCUUUGUUGCUAACUCAGUCAACCACUAUGACAAUAAGAAUUAAUAUUUCCAAUGCUUGCAAUAUGACAACAGUUUGAUAGAAUUGUAAUGAUCCAGAGGAAAUAGGUUUUUUAAAAAAAAAUCUCCAAUUUGUACUUUAAUGGUCUACAAUACCCGCGUCCUUGAAGUUAUGAACAUGGUAUCUCAUGACAACUCAAAUGGAUGUUGACUGUACCCAUAAUUCAAUUCUCCUGUACUUGGUCAAUAUUGUUCUAGUUCUGUUUAUGUCAAGUAUGAGUCAGCAAACAAGUGCAUUUAAUUACAUGACUUUAUAUAGUUAAAGCAAGAGGAAUCAUACAGAAUAUAUUCUUUUACUUCGUACACUGGAGAUUGGAAUCUUGUGCAGGUGACAGUGGUCUUAAAGGCUGCUAGACAAUUGGUGAGAACCCUAUGUUACCUCUUUUUGGAAAGGCUCACCACAUCUUGUUCUGCAUCGAGACACUCAACAGGCCAGCAGUUCAAACUCUAGGGAUCAAAAACUCUGGGGCAGAGAGCUGCCUGUCUGAUAAUCAUCUCCGAUCGUCACUGGAUCCCAGACUAUUGUUGGUGACUUGUGAGGGAAGUGGUGCUGUGGGUGAAAGGAAUAGCUCACAAUGAGCCCUGCAAAGUUCCUCUGACUGCCUUUAAAUGAGGAUACCCUACCAGAAGCUAGCAAGUUUACUUGCCAUGUCUCACCAACUGGGGAACACAUGUCCCUGCAGAGUUACAACCAAGUGGCAGGGGGAUGAGGCUUUUAAAUAGGCAUUAAUGGGUUUUCCUGCCAUGGGCUGAAUUUGAGUGGAGGCAGAAGUUUGUAGAGUCACCACAUGCUAACUUCCCAACUUCCUGCCUGAUCAAAUCCCACCCUGCCUCUCUCUCUCACACACACAAACAACUAAACAUGUUACAGGAUGGGACAAGAUUCUAUCAAAUAUAAUAAAUGUAUAUAUCUCAUUUCUGAAUCCAGCACAGCAUAGGAAGUGGUCCCAAAACAUUUACACUCCAUUUGCAUCUUUUUCAACCACCUAGUUUUAUAAGAGGAACUUGUGUGGGUAACAGUAAAGUAAAGAUGAUUUUUGACACCAGCGUUGAUGUGGCAACAAGAUGCAAACAGUAUUUAUUGUUAAUACGUUAAUUGUAUGUAUUAAUGAGCUGUUAAAGGCAAUAUGGUAUAAAUUUUAGAUGUUAACUUUUUUUAACUGCUUGGAUUAUAUUAUUCUUUAAACAUCUUGAGCAUUUAAAGUUUCUUUUUAAAUAAUUUAAUGCAAAAUGUUAACUUCAUGCAUUUAUGCUAGCUAAUGAGAGAAUUCUUAACAAGUUUCAAACAAAAAAGUACUGGUAAACUUGCCAAACAAGAAAAUAGGAAAUAAUUCACCUCAGUAAAAUCAAAUUAGAAGUCAGCCUGUUAAGUAGCAAGCAUUUUCCAGGAACAGCACUCCCGUUGUAUAUUCGAUUGACAGCUUAAACUUUGCAAUAGAAACAAAGUUAGAAGUUCAAUUGUACUAGAUAUGUGACUCCAAGGAAAGAAAAUGGGAGUUUACUUCUUGAAAUUUUCCUCUUCUUUUUUACUUGAAUGUAGUUGUAAACUCCAUGUAGAAGUGUGAGGUAAGCCACCCAAAAACAUUAAUCCUCUAGUGCUAAAGGUGUAGUGACAAAUAUUGGAACUCAUUCAUUAUCUCAGUUCCAACUUAAUCUCAAGCCUUUCAUCUACUGAUUGAAGACAUUUAAAGCCAAAGCCUAUUAUUUUUAUUUAACAUAAAAGAAAAUAAAUGAGAAGUUGCAUUAAAAGUUCACAAAAUGAAAAAAUACAAGAUAGUAACUAAUGAAGAAAAUGGAAUUAAAGGAAAUACAAUGAUCAGAAGUAAUUGCUUUAGUGUUCAGUAUGAGCGUAAUAUGUUACAAAUAUUCAAAAGUAGGCAAGUUCUUCCGGGGUGUUGGCCAAUUAUUUACUCGUCAGCAACUGCCUAAAACAUGUACUAUUCAUUUUAUGGUUGUGGGAGCUUGUGCACAAAUAAGCUGUCAUGAUUCUUGUAUUACGGAAUUGACUACACUUCAAAUUAAUUUAAUUGCUUUAAAGUGCUUUACAGUUUUGAGAGAUCAUGAAUGGCACUAUGUAAAUGGAAGUAACAAAAUAAUAAAAAAAAAGCUCUUCAGCUGUUUGUAUAUCAAUCCCAUUACUUUUCAAAAAUUACACUUAUAAAUUAAGUAUGGCUUAUUAAUGUUACUAGAAAUAAUUCCACAGCUAAUUUAAUGGCAUUGUUCCAAUCUUCCACUUCCCUCUUGUGCCAACAUAUUAAUACAAUAUGAUCAUGUUCUACAUGAGGUCUGUAAUUGUUCAACAUAAAACAACCUGAUAGUUGCAUCAUUCACCAAUCAUGUUAUACUUGGAGAUGUUUGGUAUAAGCUGUGCAAACAAUAUUGUACUUAAUAAGGAAUCAGUUAGUUAGUUUAUUUCAUUUUGAUGGUCAUUUGUAGAGCACUCAAACUUCCCAUCCAACAAAAACUGCUGUAUAAGUUGAGAAAACAAAAUGAGCACAACCCUGAAACAUUAAACCUGCCCUCCAUUACUUACAGAAUGUCAAAA